This is a messenger RNA of Nannospalax galili (Upper Galilee mountains blind mole rat), 7187 nucleotides long. RefSeq names its product SH3 and PX domains 2B (gene Sh3pxd2b). Lineage: Eukaryota; Metazoa; Chordata; Mammalia; Rodentia; Spalacidae. Gene Ontology annotation, biological process: superoxide anion generation. The record is from RefSeq and is a predicted model, not a curated record. The transcript has 13 exons. Bases 35 to 2773 code for a protein of 912 amino acids. Gene Ontology annotation, molecular function: phosphatidylinositol binding; superoxide-generating NADPH oxidase activator activity; protein binding.
CCGGCCCGCACUGCGCUCCGCGCUGAGAACGGCCAUGCCGCCGCGGCGCAGCAUCGUGGAGGUGAAGGUUCUGGACGUGCAGAAGCGGCGAGUGCCCAACAAGCAUUAUGUCUACAUCAUCAGAGUCACGUGGUCCAGUGGCUCUACAGAGGCCAUUUACCGGCGCUACAGCAAAUUCUUUGACCUGCAGAUGCAGAUGUUGGACAAGUUUCCCAUGGAAGGAGGACAGAAGGACCCCAAACAGAGGAUCAUUCCAUUUCUGCCAGGCAAAAUUCUCUUCCGACGCAGCCACAUCCGGGACGUGGCCGUCAAACGCCUGAUACCAAUUGAUGAGUACUGUAAGGCCCUGAUCCAGCUACCUCCCUACAUCUCACAGUGUGAUGAGGUGCUGCAGUUCUUUGAGACAAGACCUGAGGACCUGAAUCCCCCCAAAGAGGAGCAUAUUGGGAAGAAGAAAUCAGGGAAUGACCUGACCUCGGUGGACCCCAUGGUCCUGGAGCAGUAUGUGGUGGUCGCAAACUAUCAGAAGCAGGAGAGCUCAGAGAUCAGCCUCAGUGUGGGACAGGUGGUUGACAUCAUCGAGAAGAACGAGUCAGGUUGGUGGUUUGUCAGCACUGCUGAAGAACAAGGCUGGGUCCCUGCGACCUGCCUCGAGGGCCAGGAUGGCAUGCAGGAUGAGUUUUCCCUCCAGCCCGAGGAAGUACCCUUUGUCCCUACAGAAGAGAAAUACACAGUCAUCUACCCGUACACAGCUCGUGACCAGGAUGAAGUGAACCUAGAGAGAGGGGCUGUGGUAGAGGUUAUCCAGAAGAACCUGGAAGGCUGGUGGAAGAUCAGGUUCCAGGGCAAAGAGGGCUGGGCCCCUGCUUCCUAUCUGAAAAAGAGCAGUGGAGAGCCCUUGCCUCCAAAGCUGGGCCUCAGCUCAUCUGCCCACUCAGGGGCCCUCGACCUGGACGGUGUUUCACGGCAGCAGAAUGCUAUGGGCAGGGAGAAAGAGCCACUCAACAACCAAAGGGAUGGCCGGUUUGAAGGUCGCCUGGUGCCAGAUGGCGAUGUUAAGCAGAGAUCCCCAAAGAUGAGACAGAGACCCCCUCCACGCCGGGACAUGACUAUUCCUCGAGGCCUCAACCUGCCAAAGCCUCCCAUCCCACCCCAGGUAGAAGAAGAGUAUUACACCAUUGCUGAGUUCCAGACCACCAUCCCCGAUGGCAUCAGCUUUCAGGCUGGCCUGAAAGUCGAGGUGAUCGAGAAGAGCUUAAGUGGCUGGUGGUACAUUCAGAUGGAAGAUAAGGAGGGAUGGGCCCCAGCAACCUUCAUUGACAAGUACAAGAAGACUAGCAAUGCCUCAAGGCCCAACUUCCUGGCUCCCCUGCCCCAUGAGGUAACCCAGCUCCGGCUUGGAGAUGCAGCAGCAAUGGAGAAUAAUAUGGGCCCCGAAGCUGUAGGCCCUUCCCGGCCCCUGCCUGAGGCACCGCAUGGUACCCUGGACUCUGGGAUGCUAUGGUCCAAAGACUGGAAGGGGGUGAAGGAGGCCCCAAGAAAGGCAUCUUCAGACCUGUCUGCAUCAGCUGGCUAUGAAGAGAUCUCAGACCCCACACUGGAGGAAAAGCCCAGCCUCCCUCCACGCAAAGAGUCCAUCAUCAAAUCUGAAGGGGAGCUGCUGGAGAGGGAACGACAGAAAAUGGAGCAGCUGCGGGGCUCUUCUCCUAAGCCCCCUGGCAUGAUUUUGCCAAUGAUUCCAGCCAAGCAUGGCCCCCCGCCCCGGGACAGCAGGAAGCCAGAGCCCAAACCUGACAAAAGCAAGUUGUUCCCACUGAAAAAUGACAUGGGACUGGAGUGCGGCCACAAGGUACUGGCCAAGGAAGUAAAGAAGCCCAACCUCCGGCCCGUCUCCAAGUGCAAGGCUGAGCCGCCUGAGGAGAAGCCAGAAGCUACUCCCCAAAAUCUGUUCUUGAAGUCCAGACCUCAGGUUAGGCCCAAACCAACUCCUUCCCCCAAGACAGAGCCACCUCAGGGUGAAGACCAAGUGGACAUCUGCAACCUCAGGAGCAAGCUCAGGCCUGCCAAGUCCCAGGAGAAAUCCUCGUUGGAUGGAGAGAGCCACCAGGCUGCUGGGGGCCAAGACACAGCCUUCGGUCGAAGCUUCCUUCCAGGGGAGGGACCUGGCCGUGGCCAGGACAGGGCUGGCAGACAGGAUGGGCUGGGUUCAAAAGAUUCACCCUGCAGAGCCCCUCCAAGGCCAGCCAAGACCACAGAUCCUGGGCCUAAGAAUGUGCCUGCCCAAGAGGCCACACAGCAGAGACCUGUGGUCCCACCCCGGAGACCUCCACCACCCAAGAAAACCUCAUCGCCAUUGUCAUCCAAGCCACUCCCAGAGGUCAGAGGGUCACAGCGUGAAGCCAGUGAGAGCAGGGCAGCUCCUGCCACAGGCCGGGCCCUCCUUGUCCCUCCAAAAGCCAAACCCUUCCUUUCCAAUUCCUCACUGGGUCAAGAUGAUAUGCGAGGCAAAGGCGGGCUGGGACCCCGCAUAGCUGGCAAGAUGGGAGAAAAUAGAGAGAAAGCCUCCUUCCUCAACGCUGAUGGCCCAAAGGAUUCACUGUAUGUGGCUGUGGCCAACUUUGAAGGAGAUGAAGAUACCAGCAGCUUCCAGGAAGGGACAGUGUUUGAGGUUCGGGAGAAGAACAGCAGCGGCUGGUGGUUCUGCCAGGUCCUCAGUGGGGCCCCUUCCUGGGAAGGCUGGAUUCCUUCCAACUACCUCCGGAAGAAACCAUAGCCUCCCCUGCCCUGCCUGGAGACCCCACUGUCCCUGCUGGCAUAGCCCACGUAUUUAAUACGCAUUUAAUUUAUCAAUCUCCACUAAUUUCCAAGGAAGGAGGCUUCUGGGGUGCCAUGGCUUCCUCCUUCCCAAGGUGAAGAAUGCCUGGUUCAGAUAUCUGGUGGCCUAGGGUCUGAUCCUCCCUUAGCAGCACCCCCAGAAGGCUCUGGAGAACAGUGACACUCCCAGGCCUACAGGACUGAGAACUUCCAGACAGUAUCUCCCCUCUCCAAUGCAGCAUAGAGGGAUAGCCUGUGUAGCCUGUGAUGACUCGUUCUAAUUUCUCCAUGUUUCUAGAAGUACAGUGGCUUUGUUCACUGUUUUCAGAACGUCUGGUACCUGGAAAGACUUUGUCCUAUACAACUCUGCUUCAGAGCCAUUAGCUUUUAAGGCUUGACCAGAUGCAGCUACCCCAGAAGUGGUCCUGGAGGUUCACUCGGCCAUCCUGCCUCCCCUCUGCCUCAGGACCAUGACCAAUCCUAAAGGAAUGGUUCCUGAGCAUGCUUCACUUUGCUUCUUCAGGUUCCAGUCCAGCCAGGGCUUUUAAAUGACAUUUCCUGCCCACCUCCCCCAUCCCCCUAGAAUAAGAGUCUCCAAGUAUGUUUAGAUAAGGGGCCUUUCACAAGGCAUACAGUGCUCCUUUGCUAAGUAGAUGCCAAACUGUUCUUGGUGUUUUGCAUUCAUGUUCCAACCUUCAACCCCCUAAUUCAAUCACACCCAUUUUCUAGAUGAGGAAAUUCAUGGGCCAAAGGACACACUAACUGGGAAGAGGAGGAAUGGGGUUUGCGUCCAGGCCUACCUGACUCCAACACUUGUGCUCUUCUCCCUGUAAGAGGCAAAUCAGUGAGGGAAGAGAUGGAAGCUGACUGGAUGUCAGGGCAGGUGGCCACGAGUCUUCCUUGUGGUGUGGGCAAGGAAACAGUAGGAGCUGCCCUGAGCUGACAGCUACACCUUCCAAGCAAGGCAUGCCCUACAUCCUGGUAGCUGGCACAGAGUUUGUAGGCAGGUGGCCCUCAGAAGGGGAACAAAGGAAGCUGAAGUGAUGUCCCUUGGUGGCCUGUGGGGCUCUGGUGGCUAAGGACCAGCAGCUGGGUCUUUACCAAGCGAAGCAGAACAAUAGUAGCUCGGGACAGGCAGCUAUGACCCUGCAUACUUCUGGCCCGAGCAGUUUUAUUUUUAGGGUACCUAUUCCCUGGGAGAAGUCUAGGGUAACCCUUCCCUGUUUUGGAUGAUUUGGUUGACUGAGAUCUCAAAAGGUCUACUUAGUUACUGCAGAAAUCAGGACCCAGAUUUUCUAGUUCCCAGCCCAGAGCAACUUGUACCUAUAGAUGGGCUUCUUGUGAAAGAUGAGAGGGGUUGAGAGAUCAGAACCCCAUCCCACAGACCCUUCAGAAGAGGAGACUCUAUGUCUGCUUCCCAAAUCUCACACUCCUGGUGAUCAUUUGUGCUUUCAGAGCAGGAAGUCACCUUUCCCAGGAUGACUUGCAUCUCACUGUAGUGCCAAAGACUGAGUGCAAGAAAACCUCUUCUACAACCCCACCCCCAUCCCAAUCCCCUCCUGUGCCCUGUGGGCUCUGGUACUUCCCUCUGACUCACAGUGGCAUUGUUGGUCUUUUCUGGUAAACCUGUAUCCCCUUCUCCCCUCCCCCAAGUGCUGGGCCAGGUUGUGAGGUGCCUCCUGGAGGGCCUUCUGGCUCACCCUGUGCCCAGGAUCUAGGGAAGGUGGCAGUUAUGGGGAUGGGGAUGCUGGGAGCAUAUUGGCACCUCUUCAAAGCCUCCCCCCGCCCCCACCGACUAUACAGGGUACCUCACAGUUUUCCUGAGUUUUUGACCCACCUUGACUUGAACAGCUUUUGUGAAGCUGUUCUACAGGGCUUGACUACCUUGAAAAGAUAGAACUUUUUUCUAAUUUGCUUUUGGCUCCCAGUAACCUUUUCAGGUAUUUUGUGAGCACCUACUAUGUAGUGGGUGCUGGGUGGACUAGCAUGUGUAAGACAUCAGCUCUUACUAAAGAAGUCUGAGUUGUACUUGCCAACUCCACUGGAGAAAACUGCCUCCUUCCCUUCUCAUAAAGAGGUCAGCUGAGGGAGAGCAGAUAGGCCUGCCUUCCUGUGGGCAGAUUGGAGAGUUUGCCUUUGUUCCCUAUCAUUCUUCUAACUAUAGACGUGCAACGUGCACUCUCAGUUCUCUGUCCUUUUCUUGGGUCUCACACACAGCGUGAAAUCUCCUGUGGGCGGCUCUCCACCAGUCUACAGAGUAGUCACUGCCCUGGCAUGUGGAAGUGGGUGGGUUUGCAGAGCCAGUGACUCUCCCAGCUGCCCCUGCCUGAGACUUAGCCUUAGAACAUCCAGGACUGUGCUCAUCCUCUGGGAGCAUAUGCAAGACUCCCCUGGAUCCCUGCCUUGGAAAAUGUCAGGACCAUGGUAACAGUGUCCCUACCAUGCAUUAGGUGGGUCACCAACACAAACAUGGCCCCCUUAACUAAUCAUCACAACAACCCCUAAGAGGAGACAAGGAUCAGUCCCAGUGUGUAACGAGAAUGUUAAGGUGUGAAGAGUGAAAUCACAUCCAGCCUUAUCCAGGUAAAACAUACAUGCUUAGUCCUUGCAGGGAAUUGAGUGCCCCAGUCUCUGAAUUUAGGUGUCUUUCCCACAAUCCCCUGGCCAAACACUGGUCACAGCCCCAAGGGGAGGUGGAGGAGGGAUUCUUACCCCACUUUCUGACUUGCUGACUGCUUUGUCCAUUGAUGAACAAGUGCACUGCUCCUGGUGCCAGUGCAUCUCUGGGAAACGUGAACAGCCACUUGGUAGAAUAGGACUUUGCUUAUACUUUUGCUCAGAAUCACUUGUUGCCAUUGGUGGGUUCAUGCCAUUGUCCCAGGCUGAGACCUGGGAGAGCUGAGCCCUGAUACAACUGUUUCAUGUCCCCGCCAUCCCAGGAAAUUGCUAGAUCCCACCCCAGGCUUUUUAAACCUAUGCCACUGGUCUGCUCCAUGGAAUCAAUUUCUGUGGUACAGUUCUUGGUCUUAAACUGUUUCUGAACCCACUGGGGACUUCAGUAGCAUGUGGAAAGUGGGGGAGCACAUGCCACAGUAAAGAAAAGGUGCCAAAUCUCCCCAAGAUUGAAGGACAGUCUAGUAUUACAAGUACCUGUAUUGGGUGGGAAGAAGAAUCGGCCAUUACCCUCCAGUAGCUGCUUACUUGAUUCAUGAGGAAUGAAGCUGGAGGUGCAGCGCAGCAGUAGAGCUGUGGCCUGUGUGCAUCAGGCCCCAGGUUCCAUCCCUAGUAUUGCAGAUAAAGAACAUUCAUGGCUUAGCUCUUGUCCCUCCAUCGCUCCCUUGUCUCUUCAGUGCUGACUGGGAAGCCUCACCUGUCCUUUGAACAAUGUGUCAGUCUUGGCCCUUUACUGGCUGUCUAAGCCCAUCCUUCAGGGCUUUUUUUGUAUACUGCAGACAGCCAUAUCUUACCACAGACCAAAGAUUACCUGAAGUCAGGAGUGUGUGGCCAGAAUGGGUGAGAAAUUGGUUUGCAUCAAGGCCUGACACCCUGCCUUUGCCUGGAGGAAUUGCUCCUAACUUGGGUAAGGUUCUAGCAGCUGGACUGACCUAACCCUAAGCAUAGCUGCAGCAUUAAAACAGUGGUCCAUACUCCUUACCUGCUCAUGGACCAUCUUCUGAGCAACCUUCCCACAGACCAGACCAGCCUGCUCCAUGGAGUGAUAUCUGUUCUCUGGUGCUAUCCAGCUAAGGUACCAAGCCCCUCCUCGUGUCAAUAUUCCAUCUUCUUCCCUGUUUCCAUCCUCUUCUCCAAAGUAAGCCUCCUUAGCACCAGUCAGAGAAGAGGGUCUUAGCUUUUGUCCUUCAAAUGACUAGACGUGGUACCAUUGUCAGUGGCCUUCAUUUUCACUUCUGUAUGUUAGGAGCAAAGGUGCCCCACCAGGCUUACUACAGCAAUAAAUAAUUCUAAUGCAGUGGUGUCUGUACUAUGCCUAUCUAUACCUUUGUACCCUGUAAUUAUUAGUAGCACUUCUUUUACUUACACGGUGUGGGGGGUGAUAAACCAUGGUCACCUUAGCCACAACCACACUUCUAUGUCAGGGAGCCACUGAUUAGGUAGGAAGUGGGCUCUGGAUGGUAUGGCCCACUGCAUGUGUCUGCCCAUCAUGUGGUGGUGGAGGGCCCUGGAUGCUCAGCCCUUCUCACACCCUCUGGGCCAACUGACAGAUUCUGGUGGUGGCGUUUAUCCCAACAAGUGUAUAAUGUGAGGGGAAGGGAGGGCAAACACCUAGCUGUAGCAUGUAGCAACUAUAUAUCAUUAGACUUUCCUUUUUUUAAAUAAAAAAGUGCUUGACUGGUUUCAAGCUUCAUUGUGAA